AUGUCACUUACCAAUCGCCUCGGCCUCGGGUCGCAGGACCACGGCGAAAGCACCGGACUCAUAGUAGCAGGAACUGCCAUCGCUACCACCGUCGUGUUAUCGCUCCUCCGCAGCUACCUCUCGCCGACGCAGCCCAAGGUCAUCCGCUCACCCUUGCGCAGUGUUCUGCCUCGGCUCUCACAAGAUGAAUUCGAUAAGCUCGAAUACAAGCCCGACAACUUCCCCGGCGCACGAGAUGUUGAGACUCCGUACGGCUCCAUUCGCGUCUAUGAAUGGGGGCCCCUGACCGGCGAGAAGGUUGUCUUCGUGCACGGAAUUAGCACCUCCUGCAUCACCCUCACCAAGCUGGCCAACGCCCUAGUCGAGGAGAAAGGCUGCCGCGUCAUGCUCUUCGAUCUCUUCGGCGCGGCUUCUCCGACAACCCCUCCGACCUGCCGCACGACGACCGUCUGUACACGACUCAGAUCCUGA
Molecule: messenger RNA, 471 nt
Organism: Chaetomium globosum CBS 148.51
Lineage: Eukaryota; Fungi; Ascomycota; Sordariomycetes; Sordariales; Chaetomiaceae
Exons: 2
Coding region: 1-471 (156 amino acids)
Source: RefSeq, a predicted model, not a curated record